Messenger RNA from Colletotrichum lupini, 534 nucleotides. RefSeq lists its product as uncharacterized. Lineage: Eukaryota; Fungi; Ascomycota; Sordariomycetes; Glomerellales; Glomerellaceae. The record is from RefSeq and is a predicted model, not a curated record. The coding region runs from base 1 to 534 and encodes 177 amino acids. The transcript has a single exon.
AUGGAUGGGAAAUCGCUGGUUCCCUCUGGCCAUCUGCGAACAAGGAUGCGAUGCCCAUGCCAUGCCUAUCUUUUUCUCUCUCCAUGCCAUGCUCCCAUCCAAUCCACAUUGAGGUCCCGCAUUGCCCAUCUCCAAGACUCCAUCCCAUCCCAUCCCAUCCUAUCCACGCACCACGUCCCAUCCCAUCCCAUCACGCAUCGUCCAUCACCCAUCCCCUAUCCCGACUGUCCAGCUUCGUGGUCCACAGUCCACAGUCCACAGUCCACAGUCCACAACUCUCGGACGGCACCGUCGACGGAAAAGAAGGAGGGGAGUAACAAGAAAAAGAGCCAAGACCCUGGAGGUUAUAUCAAGAAAGAGCCCCUGUGCCCUACCUGCUGCAUUUUCCCCCUUGAAAUCGUCCGUUCAGCCAUUACUGUGGUACUGUUACUGUAUUCGUGCGCUUUGCCCUCACUUUCGUUGGAGAUUGAUGAAAUUCCGGGUUUGAAUAAACCUGCCGCUCGCUCCACGUCUGCCCAGCUUCUUUCACAUUAA